Platichthys flesus (European flounder) is the source of this 5451-nucleotide messenger RNA. RefSeq names its product matrin 3-like 1.2 (gene matr3l1.2). The record is from RefSeq and is a predicted model, not a curated record. Lineage: Eukaryota; Metazoa; Chordata; Actinopteri; Pleuronectiformes; Pleuronectidae. The transcript is spliced from 22 exons. Gene Ontology annotation, cellular component: nucleus. Gene Ontology annotation, molecular function: zinc ion binding; RNA binding. The coding region runs from base 219 to 3458 and encodes 1079 amino acids.
UCUCGCGAUACGUCCGCAGCUCUCGCGUGUGUUAGCAGCUUUAGCUUUAGCUGCAGCUAACGGAGCGACGAACGAGCAACAACUAACAAAUCAGAGAGGGAGAGGAGUUCCCCGUCACUUUGAUCAAGUCUCACUUCACCUGUCCUUGAAGAAUAGACUCUGUUCAGCUUCUCUAUCUUGACUCACCUGCCGAGGCGGCAGCUCCGCUUUGUGCCGUCAUGUCUCAGAAGUCGCUGCUGGACGGUGGUCAGAAGCACUUCGCCGUGGGCCGGGGGCUCCUGGCCGCUGCAGAGACCUUGAACUUCAGCAUGAACGAACAGCGAUCCAGCCGUCAGAUGGGGGGCAUGUCCUCAGGUGUGGGGGGGGGCGGCGGUGGCACGGAGGGCCAGGACGGCAGUGGUCAGAUGCCCCGGCGAGGCGGGGGCAGCAAUCUUGGCAGCACCAUGAAGCUGUUUGCCAGUUUGGGGCUGUCGCCAUCAGACCUGGACGCUCUGGCUGAAAUCCCAGAGGAAGAAAUAAGCGUGGAGUCCCUGCCGCGCAUCCUCAUGCAGCUCAAGAGCCGCAAAGGGGAUGUUGGAGAGCGGCGGGGGGCGUCCUCCAUGUCCUCUGACUCUGUGUACCGAGGAGGCAGGGACAGCUGGGACAAGGUGCAAAUGGGGAGGAUCGGCAGUCCGUCUCUCGGUGGGGGUUCGGCCCGGGCACAGCCCUCUGCAGACUUUGGGUACAGUCCCAUGCAGGACGUCUCCGGCCGGGGCUACGGCUUGAAUUACAGCAGUGGGGGUGUAAGCAGAGAGAGGCCAUAUUCUGAGCUUUCCCACCACGACUCCUACGGUGGACUUGGCAUGGGGCCGCCGGCGUCUGAACCCGUCUUUAUGCAGAGGAGGAUGGGCUCCCCGUCCAACGGAAAAGUCCAAGACUUCUUGGGAGUCGUGCCCCCCAUGUUCCCCCAUGUGUGCUCUCUUUGUGACUUUGACGUUCAUUCCACCAUGGAGUGGAACCAGCAUGUUAACGGACUGCGACAUGCUGAGAACAGACGUGUGCUCCUGGACAUGUAUCCAGAGUGGGACCCUGCCAUGUCAUCAGGCAGAGGGGGGGGUUCUCUGGAGACCCCCAACCUGUCAGCCGGACUACUGGGACCUGCCCCCAUGUCUUCAGCUCGGGCAGCAGGAGGGACGUCCUCCAGCUGGGGAGCAGGAGGAUCUGGUUUGUCAGGAAAGAACCAGCUGGGACAGAACAAGCUGAGGAGCCGAGUGGUGGUGGUGAAAUACGCCAGGAAGCCUCUGAGCAACAAGACUCUGUUUGCCUUCACCGAGCCGUUCGGCUGCCUGAGGGAGCAUCUGGUCCUCAACAACAAGGCGUUCUUAGAGAUGAACAGCCACGAGGAGGCUCAGGACAUGGUGAACUACUACGACCAGCACCCGGCAGCUCUCUACGGGAAACCCCUGACCUUCUACCUGUCCAGGAGGCUCAUGGUCAUCGAGAAGGAAGGUCAGUCUUCGGACACGUUGAUGGACAUGCCCAUCAGGGAGGUCAAAGGUCACGGCAGCCAGGUGGUUUUCUUCUCCAACCUGCCCAGAGAGGAAGAGAAGAAGAAGGAGCUGCUGACCAUCGCUGGACGCUUCGGCAUCGUGGAGAAACACCUGUUUUUAACGGACCAGGCGUUUGUCCAGCUGGGGACGCCGCAGGACGCCGAGAUGCUGGUGAAGUAUUACAGCGUGAACCCGCUCACCAUCAAGGGUCGACCCAUACGCCUCAACAUCUGCGCCAAGUACAAAACACUGAAUGUAAACCGCCGACAGGCGGGGUCUGCCGGAGAGGGGCGGGGCCAGAGGAACGCCUCCUCUGGAUCAAGGACCUCCUCCAACUCCAGAACGUCCUCGUCCAAUGCCAGGACCAGAGAGGAGGAGAAGAAGGAGCAGGAGGAGAACAGAGCCAAGGCUGAGGAGAAACCUGCUGAGGGGGAGGAGGGGGUGUCUGGAGUGAUUGAGGGGGAGGAGCCUGUAAGCGAUGGAGACGAGAAGGCGGAGACAGGGGAGGAGUCUUCAGGAGGUGUUCGGGAGGUCCCUGAUGAUGUCACUGAUGAUGUCACUGAGCACACACCUGAGCCUGUGGGCGGGGCAGAAGGUGAAGCCAAGCAGGGGGCGGAGUCAGAUGGAGCAACGAUACCAACUGAAACCCAAGAUCCCCCCGAGGAACACGAGAACAAAAAAGAAGCGGUGCCAGAACCCGGAGAGCAUCCAGAGGCGCUGGAGGAGGCGCCUGCUGACGAGCUCGAUCAGGACUUCAUGGAGAACAUGGAGGACUUUGUGACGCUGGACGAAGUCGCAGAAGACGAGGACGAGGAGCUCAGGGACUCGGACACCACCGACAACACAAGGGGGGGGGGGAUGAGGGUCGUGAACAUCUGGGGUUUCAGACGAGGGUUCAACUUCCUCAACGAGCUGCUGGCUCUCGCAAAACCUUUUGGCAAAGUGGUCAAACACCUGGUUCUGGACUUAAGACUCGAGGCCUACCUUCAGUUCGAGAUGGAAGAGGAAGCUCGAGCCAUGGCCAAGUUCUACAACAGUAACGUCACGGCCACGGUGUGCGGCCGACCCGUUAGGAUCAGUCACUCCAUGACCUACCCCACCAUCCAGUGUGGCUCCAGCCGGGUGGUGUACAUCGGUCAGAUCCCCAGCGGCAAGUACAACGACGAGGCCGUCCUGAAACUGGCCGAGCCGUUCGGGGUCGUCAGGAAGUAUUUUCUCAACAGGAUCAAGAGAGAGUGUUUCGUUGAGAUGGAAAACGCAGAGGACGCAGAGAAGAUGGCAGAAGAUUGCAAAGUCAAUCCCCCAAAGCUCCAAGGGAAGCGUCUGACGGUUUACGUCAGCAGGAAGUACAGGCAGCUCAAACACGGACAUCGAUGUCUGAGCACAACCAAGAGAGACAACAGCAGUUUGACCACAACGUCCUCCAAACAUCCUGAAGAGCCUCCAACCAAGAAAGCCAGGGAGGAGGAGAAGCCAGAGGAUGGAGAGAAAUGGGAGGAGGAAGAAGAGGAGAAGGUGGAGGGGGAGGAGAAGGAGGUGAAGCAGGAUGAGAUGCAGAGCAGUGACGAGACGAAUCCUGAUGUUUCUGAUCAGAAACUCAAGAGUGAGGAAGACGACGUCCAACAGGAUGAGCAGGUGGACCAGACGGAGACGAGGCAGGACAGACACACUGAGCCCCCCCCACCUGCUGAAAACAAACCCAGCGUGGCGUCUCUGCCGCUACCCCCCCAUGACCCCGACACCCCCAUCGGUGUUGAACACGUGAAGACAGGUUUCUACUGUCGAGUCUGUUUCCUGUUCUACUCCAACGAGGACAUGGCGAAGAAGACGCACUGCAGCAGCCCGGCGCACUACGACAAGCUGCAGAAAUAUCUGGAGAAGGAACAAACCAAAACAGAGAAGAAGAGGGCGAGGAAGACGUCGUCAUGAAGCCAGGAGGUUCCUCAUCAGGGAGGAGCAGGAACUUAACUUUUUAGUUUGGUGUCGAUGAGGAGACGCUUGUCAUUGAGGAGCUCAUCCAAUCAGGUGUUCAGCUGGAAGAGGUGGAGGAGGAGCCUGACGUGAUGAGCUGCUGCUCUUCAGAUCCUUCAUCCAGCUGGUUUAAAACAUCUGUUUGAAUCAGAUCCUCAUUCUUUACAGUUUUAACCACCCAGCUUUUACAGUGCACAAGCACUUAGCAUAAAGAAUGGUGAGGGGGGGGGGGCUGUAAGCAUUGCUCCCAAACUUUCUGUAUUCAGAUAAAAUGAUUCACCGGAACUACUUUACUAACGUGUGGAUGAGUACGCUGCUGUACUUGAUCAGGAAAUAGAUCCAAGUCAGUUUCACUAUCAACGCAAAAACACAUUCAAUGUUUGACAACAGGUGUCUGCAGCAGGCCUGAGAUUCAUUCAAUACUUUUCAAAACCUCUUUCAAGACCCAGCUGAACUAGGAGCUGUAACCGGUCACAUCACCGACACUCUGGAGUUUGAGAUUUUAAAAUUAAAUGAAGUUUGCCAUUAAAUGAACUUCUAUGUAGCACUGUAUCAACACAACAGAAUUCAGACCGGCCGGGACCAAUAGAGGGCGCCAAACACAUAUCAAACACUCAAUACAAAAAAUCAAUGAUAAACUAAAGCAGAGGGAUUUUUGGUGGAAAACAAUAUUACUUUUAAUACCUGCUCCAUGAGCAUCAAAAAAGGACCCCCCCCCUCCCUGCUUUCCACACAGUUUACAGGGAAACAGACAUUCACAAAGUUCUAUUCUUGUUAUUAAUAAACCCACUGCCAAAUCGGGCACUUUGUUGUUGCAGUCACAAAAUUAUAAAAUGAGUUACAAACAUUUAACAUCUGAACUCACCUAGCAAAAGUGGAAGAUGAUAAACAAGUGGGGUAGGAUCAGACUCGGUUGUGGCUUCCCCAGGAGGAUGAGCAUGCUCCAACACAGACUGGUCACCUGGAGGCUCCCACAGUUAAACCUCAACAGGAAGUUGAUGCUAAGCUAGCGGCUAAGCUAACUGCAGCUGGUCGAUGAUCAGAACCUUAACUCCCCCUCCCCUCCUCCUCCACUCACAUCAGCUGUCGGAAGAGAGGAGAGUGAGUGGUACAGAGCAGUAGAUUCAGACUCAGCCCAGAGUCUGGUUCAGAUCAGGUUGAUUAUCUGGUGUGUUGAAGGAAUAUUGAUCAGAUCUGGUCCAGGUCCAGGUCUUGGUCUUGGUCUUCUUCUCUACAUGAGACCAUUUGUCUGAAAAAAAAUCUAAGUUUUCCCUCAAUCAAGUUGUUGUUCUGUCACUUGAUUAGUUUGUUGAUUGAUUUGCUCGUUGAUGGAUUGGAGGGGACACACAGACACAGUGAACCUGAUUCUUCAUUAUUACUGUACGAGUGUAUCCAAGUGUUUCUGUGUUUGAACGUCUCUUCAGGAGGAAAGACCAGGUCUGUGUCUGAGGACCUGAGUGAAAACACUGCAUCCAUUUCCUCCUAAUGGACCCAGAGCAGCAGCUAGCAUUAGCCCGGGUACCCAACUCUAUCCUCCCCUGGGAACCAGAACCAUUAGAUCAAGGUUCCCCCAUCACUCACACCCACACACUAACACACACAAACAGUCUCACACACACUCACACCCAUACCCACUCACGCCGACACAGACACUCAAAGACUCACACACAAACGCAAACACACUCACACAGACACACACAACAAUCACAUUUGUGUAGUUGGUGUAAAAGCACAGAAAGUGUGUAAGGGAUUUAUUGUUAAGGUGCAUCUGAUAAAACCGCUCAGACCUUGUGUGUCAGCAGCAGAGACCCCACGUUCUCCUUCAUCAAACAUUCAUAUUUACAAUACGUUCAAGAUUGUAAACAUUCUGCAGCUGUUUGUGUCUGAAAGACGGGAUUCAGUUUGAUGACCUGACAACUGAUCACCAAGAAGAAUAAAGUGUUCAACUUCA